UGUUCGUUGCUUUACAAAGCUGUUAGCUCCCACUGUCUGUGAUAAACUAGUGCACAUAUGGAUCCCAAAACCGACAAGCUGGUGAGAAUAUCUACAGUGGUUGCCACUAUAACUGCUUCCUAUUUUCUCCUCACUGCGGAUUACGGUCCUGAACCAAACGUUCUCGAUCCUAUCAAGAAGUCAUUAAAAUCAGCAGAACGUUCCAUGAAUAGGUUUUUCUUCGGCUCGGAGAAGGAAUUUGAAGACAAACACAACUCCAAUUCCGCAAAGGAACAGAAGCCAUAGUACUUCGGAUCACAAGAAGGAUAUAUCAGGGCUCCUCCGUUCUUUAAUGGA
Messenger RNA from Telopea speciosissima, 336 nucleotides. RefSeq lists its product as uncharacterized. The record is from RefSeq and is a predicted model, not a curated record. Lineage: Eukaryota; Viridiplantae; Streptophyta; Magnoliopsida; Proteales; Proteaceae. The transcript is spliced from 2 exons. The coding region runs from base 58 to 285 and encodes 75 amino acids.